UUUAGCUGUUCCCUUUUGUACUAAAUUGUCGAUAUAUUUUUGUUCUCGAACAUAUUUAUUGUGAAUAUGAAAAUUUAAGACUAAAUCUGUCGUUCAGGCGGCGACUUGUUUCUUUUUUGUUGUUUUAUUAUGGAUAUUUUUGACGAUUUGAACGCCCGUCACCUUUCACAUGGUGGUCAUUUAAUGGCUUUCAGCUGCAAACGAAGUAAAACCGAAUCCGAGGGCGAAAGAACCGAGCUGCUUUUCAGAAAACUCGUCUUUGAGCCGGACCGCAACAGGUUCGUGAACGCAGCACGGGGGUCGGCUGUCAUCGGCAGGAAAACGUCCGCGUGCGUCAACAUCCUGAAAUGCGAACGUGCCGUGGACGUCCAGGGGAGAGUCAGAGCAGCCUGUGUUCUGGUGACGAGGAGGAGCGGGAAAGUACGCGCCUUUAAGUACAGUCUUCUCACUGUGAGCUCCUCAGACCAACUGGAGCCCCGCAUCGAGUUUAAACUCCCCUAUCAGAUGACUGACAGGGUGAGCAUCCUUCAGGGCCCCACGGUGAUGUGGACCCACGACGGCUGUAUCUUUUAUACAUCAAUCCAAGCAGAAGGGGUUAGAAAAAUCCCAAUUUCAUUAUCACCCUGUGUUUUUGGAGAGCUUCCCCUCUGUAAACCACAAGCCUUCAUUAUUGGACAGUCGGAGGGGAGUGCAAACAACCAGCCCACAACCCUGGCCUAUUUGGUUGGUGAUGGACAAGUGUUUGAUGGCUCUGUGAUUUUACCACAUCCCUAUGUGGGUAUCACAGAGAGCAUCCUGGUGCUCCGAGCUGACAGGGAGGAUGCUGUGCUAAAAUGCAAUCUGGUUGCAGCAACUUCAAGUCAACAACUUGUUUAUUUUGAGAGUGGGAUUGCAAAGGAUGCCUGCCCUCUGCCCUUUGAGCAAGCAGAAGACAUUCAAGUGGCUGACUUGGGAAGAAACGGCUCCAUAAUUGUGAUAUCCUUCCACCAGGGGAAUGUUUGUGCCGUUUGGAAGGACACCUUUCAGGUAGCCUCCCAGUGGUCAGGUGUCCGCUCCGUCCACAUUGGAGACUUCCUUCGAUGUGGAACCGAUCAGUUGCUGCUAGUUUUUGAUGAUCAAGAGGAGCUAAAGAAGCAUUUUCUAAUAACUGACCUUUGUGGUAUUUUCUACUCCGGUGGUCAGGAGGACCCUGAUGUACCAACCAAAACACUACCAUCUCCAGAGAACUCCCGUCUUACUCUUCAAGCUUUAGAAUCCAGAUUACAGAGUGGACUGAUUGUUCUGCAAGAUCUCCAGAAAGAAGAGAGAGUCAAGAACAGAGUCAUUCAUCAAGCACUUCAAGUCCUCACAGAUUUGGCCUCAGAAAGGAGGAGUGUUCUCACCCAGCAUGAGCAGGAAGAUCUCGUUCCUCUGUGGGAUAGCGAUGAGGAGUCAAAGGAGAAGACCUCAAAAGAGGGUCUGAUGGAAAGGCCAGCAGUGUCCGGAAAACCCAGAAUUGAGAAGCUCUGGCAUCGGAUCACCGGAGAGCAGAUGGUUGUGGGAGUGACGCUGACCGCUGACCACGCUGUACCGAUGAGCACCGUGAGCUUAUCCCUUCUGUCAGAGACGGGCCAGAGCUCAACGCCUGCAGUAAUCCAGACUCGGAGCCAAGCGUUCUGGCUCACCGCGCCCUGCCCCCCGACACCAUCCACCUCCUCAUCUGCCUCCACAUUCUCAGAGCCUCCAGCCAAAAGAUGUAAGCAGCCCGUUGCCAGCAAUGAUCUCAACACAUGCAGACUGGCGGUGACCGCGGUGACCAGGCUGGCAAAUCUGCUGAACUCUGGCUGUGUCAAGUGCAGCGUCACGCUCCAUUACUCGCAGAAAACAGAUGCUUCCUGCCUUGUGAGCAACUCAACAUCGGUGUUCCUGCACUGCGGUCAGGUUGUUGUAGACAUUCGGGAUGCUUUUCCCAGCCAGCUGCUGAAAAUCCCCCAGCAGCAAACAGACGAGGUGAAGGAGGAUUUGCUGAGUCUGAUGGCGGUGCUGGAUCGCUGGAUCUUGCACAUCGACUCUCCAGACUACAGCUUGGGAGAUUUAGAAGGCUGGCUUCAGAAAAAAGCCGGUUGCAAGAAGAUGGAAGCGUUCCCUCAGUACUUCCUGUCACAGGCGUCGACCCCCAUGCUGCUGUCCUGGAGUCAGAUCACUCCUUUCCAGGGUCAACUCACCAUCCAUUCCUGCCACUUACAAAUGCUGCAGUUUUUAGACGUGCUGUUGGCGUUCCUGCCGGCGUCCUGCCUCAUCCGGCCUGCAAAAUGCGCCAGAGGUCAGAGGACAGGUCAAAUGUUUGCCCUGGCUUUGGAAAAGGAGGUGCUGUCUCUGAAAGAGGGCCUGUCCAAGCUGCUGGUUGAAGAAGACGAGCGGGGAGGAUCUCCGGUGAGCUGGGAGCACGAGGACCCGGCGGAGGUUCUGGAGAGGCGCAGGGAGCGGUGGCAGCUGGACAGGGAGAGGAGCAGGAGGAGGUUGAGCCCCCUGGUGGACGUGGGGCGGUAUCGUAACGUGGUGCGACACAUCUCUCAGGUCCAGAUGGGUUCAGAUUUGGCAGCUGUUCUCUACACUCUCAUCAGCUCGUGAAAAAUCCCAACAAUCAGACCACAAAGAACAUCUUCCCACACAUUUUUCCCAGCAGCUCAGAGCUCAACUAUGUCCACUCUCUUAGAAGUGUCGUGGGGUUUAAGUUGUCAAAUGUUUUGGAGAGAGCCUCAUCCUUCCUUAGUUUCACCGCUUUAAUCCUUGUGAUACCUCUCGGCUUAUUCCCUGUGGCCCCUUUCAGUCGAAGGAAACCUCUUUAAUAUCUGUCCGUUUCCUCUCGCAGGCUGUUCUCCAGAAAGUUAAAGCAUAAUCCUAAAAGGAUUCACUACCAAAGGAAAACUUCAGUGCUACUUCCUCUGCAGAGUUCAGUUUUUCUUUUGUGAUUUAAAAUAAACAGCCUCAUUCUGCAGCAGAGUUUUAUUUGAUCAUAAAUAGAACAUUUUGUUGGAGUCAGUAAUGAUCAUUUUGAGUCUAAAAGAUAAGAAUCUAUCAUUUUAAUUUCUAUUUUCCCAGAAGGGAACACAGUUUUCUUUGUUUUUGUAACAAUUCCAUCUGAAAAAAAAAAAU
Molecule: messenger RNA, 3135 nt
Organism: Oryzias melastigma (Indian medaka)
Lineage: Eukaryota; Metazoa; Chordata; Actinopteri; Beloniformes; Adrianichthyidae
Gene: fancb
Product: FA complementation group B
Biological process (GO): replication-born double-strand break repair via sister chromatid exchange; positive regulation of double-strand break repair via homologous recombination; interstrand cross-link repair
Cellular component (GO): Fanconi anaemia nuclear complex
Source: RefSeq, a predicted model, not a curated record